Triticum turgidum subsp. durum (durum wheat) is the source of this 1668-nucleotide messenger RNA. Lineage: Eukaryota; Viridiplantae; Streptophyta; Magnoliopsida; Poales; Poaceae. The record is from the annotation of a GenBank genome assembly.
AUGGCCACCGCCGCCGCCGCCACCUUCCUCUCCGCGCCUCGCAGCGACCGCCAUGGCGCGCGGCGCGUCGCCGUCGCCUGCUCGGUGCCGCUGAAGCGGGUGGCGCCCGAGUCGCUGCAGGCCGCAAGCGGGUCCCUCGUGGGCGUGCCGAGCCGCGGGACUGGGGACCUGGGCGGGCCCGGCGCCAUGGAGUACCUGACGGCCGUGCUGGCCUCCAAGGUGUACGACGUGGCCGUCGAGACGCCGCUGGAGCGCGCCGGCAAGCUCUCGGAGCGCCUCGGGGUCGACCUCCGCAUCAAGCGCGAGGACCUGCAGCCGGUAUUUUCAUUCAAGUUGAGAGGUGCAUAUAAUAUGAUGUCAAAGCUCUCCCAAGAGCAGUUAAACAAUGGCGUUAUCUGCUCCUCUGCUGGAAACCAUGCUCAAGGAGUUGCUCUUUCUGCUCGAAAACUGGGCUGUGAUGCCAUUAUUGUCAUGCCUGUGACAACACCAGAAAUCAAGUGGCGAUCAGUGGAGAGAUUGGGUGCGACAGUCAUUCUCAAAGGAGACUCGUACGAUGAAGCUCAAUCAUAUGCAAAACUACGCUGUCAAGAGGAAGGCCGCACAUUCAUACCUCCUUUUGACCAUCCCGAUAUUAUUGCUGGACAAGGAACUGUUGGCAUGGAAAUUGUUCACCAAUUGCAAGGUCCAUUACAUGCAAUAUUUGUACCUGUGGGAGGUGGUGGGUUAAUUGCUGGAAUUGCUGCCUAUGUAAAACGGGUCCGCCCUGAGGUCAAAAUAAUUGGAGUGGAGCCCUCAGAUGCAAAUGCCAUGGCAUUGUCCUUGUGUCAUGGCCAGAGGGUCAUGUUAAAACAUGCUGGAGGGUUUGCUAAUGGUGUAGCUGUCAAAGUUGUAGGCAAGGAGACAUUUCGCCUGUGUCAAAAUUUCGUAGAUGGCAUUGUCCUGGUCAGCCAAGAUGCUAUUUGUGCUUCAAUAAAGGAUAUGUUUGAGGAGAACAGGAAUAUCCCUGAACCUUCUGGGGCCCUUGCCUUGGCUGGGGCUGAAGCUUACUGCAAAUACUAUGGUUUGAAAGGGGAAACUGUGGUUGCAAUAAGUAGCGGUGCAAAUAUGAACUUUGAUACACUUAGAUUAGUAGCUGAGCUUCCUGAUGUUGGUCGAAAACCAGAAGCGGUAUUAGCUACAUUUUUGCCGGAGGAGCAGGGAAGCUUCAAAAAGUUUGCAGAACUGUUUGGCCGGAUGAAUAUUACCGGAUUCAAACACAUAUGUGAUUCUCAUGGAAAAGAAGCCCUUGUUCUACACAGCGGAAGUGAUAACGUCGGAGAUGAACGGGCAAAGGCUAAACUUGUAGCAGCUGGAGCCGAUGGCCUGGAAUGUGAGGAUAGCUAUAGACCCUACAGAGAGGGGGGAAAGCUGCUGGCGUGGCUGGGCAUCUGCAUGGGCACCACCACCGGGAUCUUCAACCUCAUGACGGCGGGGCUCGGCCUGUACGUGAAAGCGCAGCACCCAAGUGCGCACCCGCUGGUGGUCGCAUGCUGGGAGGCCUUGCCGCUCACCAUGGUUCGUGUCGUCCUCGUGUCCAGCCUCGGCGCCACGCUCGCUCUCGUCAUCCUGCUCAUGUAUGCAAGCAUGAAGAUGACCUUGCAGGGGGGUUCCCCGUCUGGCUCGGCCUAG